AUGAACCCCUUGGUUCGUGAGAGGCCCGCCAUCAUGUCAGAUUCGGUACAACUACUGGAGCCCCCAAAGCCUCGGAAGAAGGAAAAUGUCAUCUUUAGGGGGAAGAAUUUCAAAACGCAAUUUUAUGGAGGGAGCAACCCCACGAGCUUGAUUGGUGAUUUCCCCGAGCUCCGCUCAUUUAUGCAGGACAGCAUUAAGCAGCACCCAUCGCUUCCACGUGUCCAGCGUGAACUAAAGUCUUUGCAAAUAAAAUGGAAAGCAGAGAAGCAAAUGGUAUUUCCCUCAAUCAAAGGGGAGUUCCUCCAUCUAUUUCCGGAUGAAGAAACGUCGAAUCGCCUGAUCCAUGUCUACCUUGACACUGUGGAGACUACAUAUCGGGUUGUCCAUGUCCCAAGCUUCUGGAAGGAGUAUCAAAGCUUUCUAGUGAACAAAAAGUCUGCCAGACCCGCGUUCGUCAUUCUUAUGCUAUUAAUGAUGUCCACAGCGAGCUGUUUGUCGGGAGAAAAAAGCACUCACGUUGGUGACAGCGCCGUUGUACGCGAACGUGCAGCGUUAUGGAUCGAAGUGUCCGAACAGUGGCUGCAAAAGCAAAGCCAUAAGCAAAUUUACCUAGCUAUAUGGCAGAUCCGUUGUCUGUUACUUCUCUCCAAACAGGUCAAUGUUAUUAAGAAAAAACGCAUCUGGACAGAAGCAGGUACUCUUCUUAGGCAGGCCAUGGCUGCAGGAUUUCAUCGAGAUCCUGGGAAUUUAGGCCAAAAGUGCACUGGCUUCGACCAUGAAAUGCGACGACGAUUAUGGGCUACCAUCACCGAGUUGGAGCUUCAGGCCUCGAUUGACCGAGGGAUGCCUUCGGCACUUGCAGGUGUCUCGUCGGACUGUGCGACUGUUCAAAAUAUUGACGACGAUGAUCUCAUAGAUGAAGCUGAUGACACAUCCCGAUCCAAGGACUGGGACCGAUACACAGCGAGCUCUUAUCUGCAUGUUUCAAGAUCCAGUUUCGCUCUUCGUGCUACCCUGAAUUCCUUAGUCAAUAACCUCGGUCUUCCACUACAAUGGGAACAAGUCGUGGAUUACGAAGAGUUGGUAAAAGCCGAGGUCGAAAAUCUCCCGUCUUGGAUGCGAUCAAGUCCUAGUGAUGGUGGUGGAGGGCUAUCGGGAGCCAUUUUGCAGAUUCAGCUGCAACAGCUUUUAAUUCUUCUACACAUGCCAUUUGCCAGAAAAAUGGAUCCCAAUUCUCGAUGCUCCGUCUCCCGGAUGAUAUGCUUUCAAGCAGCGCAGAGAAUCCUCGAGCAGGUUCGGAAGUUAUCCCAACAUCAAUACUCGUUCAUUUUGCUCUUUCGGCAAGAAUACUUUCGAGCGGCGUUGGCGGUUUGCCACUGCGCAUACAUAGCUCAUAAUAUUCCAGGAGAUCUACUCGGCACAAACAUUAGACCAUCCAUCGAGUACCUUGACGAUUCCUUGAUGUUGUUUGAAGAUAGAAUUACGCGCCUCGGCACUGAUUUCACACGAUAUUGGUACAUUUCCGCCGGUCGAUCGCUGCUUAAUUCAGCUGUGGAUCCGUCGGAUGAGACCAGACAAAAGCAACAAGCAAUCGAACAUGUUGCGAGGCAAUACCACCGAAUCCGGGGCUCUCAAGAAGAUUCAAUAUCCGUAAAGAUGAGGAGCCCCCCCGCAACCGGUGACCCCAACGCUCUGGCAACAUUUUACGACUCAUCGUAUGAUUACGAAUCAGUUAAUCCGGUUGAUUUCCCUUUGGAGUCUCUGGAGGAAGAGUUCUUUUUCGGCGAUCCAGCCGCUUGGACAUUCUCGAACUUUGAAUUAAUUUGA
Messenger RNA from Penicillium manginii, 1827 nucleotides. RefSeq names its product fungal specific transcription factor domain-containing protein. Gene Ontology annotation, cellular component: nucleus. The coding region runs from base 1 to 1827 and encodes 608 amino acids. Gene Ontology annotation, molecular function: RNA polymerase II cis-regulatory region sequence-specific DNA binding; zinc ion binding; DNA-binding transcription activator activity, RNA polymerase II-specific. The transcript has 5 exons. Gene Ontology annotation, biological process: regulation of transcription by RNA polymerase II; DNA-templated transcription. The record is from RefSeq and is a predicted model, not a curated record. Lineage: Eukaryota; Fungi; Ascomycota; Eurotiomycetes; Eurotiales; Aspergillaceae.